CUUGAGCUGGCUACGGUCCGGGUGCUGCCUGCUCGCGCGGCGCUGCGCUAGCUGGGCUACUGGCUACGGUCUGGGUGCUGCCUCGGGGCUCGCGACGGGCAGCCUCGUUGGCCACUCCCGCGCAGGCAGACGACGAGUAGCGGAGCGCUGCCUCGACGCCGCGACGGGCAGCUUCGAAGGCCUCUCCCGGCGUGAGACAGACGACGAGUAGCCGGCGGAGGCGAAAGUAUCCUAGCUUCCUAGUUAUAGCCGGUUUGAAACGGAAGUGCGGUCCUUCGUGGGGCUCCCGUGCUGAUGCGUCGGCGCAAGCUUCGCGGGACGGGCAAGCCACCAGGGCUGCGUGGCGGCGGUGUCCCCCAGCAUGGGGCAGCUCGGGUGGUUUACCCUGCCCGGAAGCUUCUGCUCCUUGUGCUCAGCCAUACGAGGACUCUUCCGGGGCCGCCGUUGCCCCCGCGGGACUAGAGGGCCGCGCACGCAGCGCAGGCUGCCAAUAUUAGAGCACAAGAUAGUAAUGCAGCGCGGCCAGGACUUCUGAGAUCCGGCUUGCUACCGCAGCACCAUCUGUCACAGCUGCCCUGCAGCCAGAGCUAUUUCGACCAGUGCUGCUGCUUUUCCAGCAAGUAGGAGGCUGCCCCAGUGGAAUGGCCAAAUCCACGAAGGAAGCCACCGCCGAGGGCGCCAAGGUGACCACCGUCGCGACGGGCGAGCACGCGACGGCCGAUGCGCCGGUCGAGCCGGAGACGGGCUUCCCGCUCUACGCCAUGCGGAUGCGCGACUUCCUCGAGCUCACGAGGCUCGAGCCGCACAACACCCUGGCCGCCAAGGGUCUCGUCGUGCCCGUCGACUUUUCGGGCGAGCACCGCGGCGAACGCCUCAACUUCGUGUCGCACCAGUGGCUCGCUUAUGCCGAGGCGGACCCCGAGGGCGCGCACCUGAAGACGAUGCAGGCGAUCUUCCGCAUGGCCAUCGCCGGCGAGAGUAUCUUCCGCUCCGAGGAGGACUGGAACGCCUACAGUAAGGGGUACACCGCAGAGAAUGCAGGAAGUGCCUCCACCAAGCACGCGUCGGCGACGCAGGGGUCGUUCGGCGACGAGGAGUCGGUGCUGCGAAGCGAGGCGCACUUCCUCGCGUCGAUCGCCGACGGCUGGGUGUGGAUGGAUUAUAUAUCGAUCCCUCAAACGAUCACGUGCACGACGACGGAGGAGACACUGCGCGUGCUCGCCGAGCAGAAGGCGGCGAUCCACGCCAUUCCCUCGUACGUGCAGCAUGCUCAGAACUUCUGGAUCUGCGCGCCGGCGGGCGUGCGGCACGCCGACGCCGGCUUCGAGGCCGACUACGAGACGUGGCUCGCGCGCGGCUGGUGCCGGAUGGAGGAGGCCGUGCUCAACCUGGUGCGUUUGGGCGACGGGCGACCGCUCCUGGUCACGCAGCCCUUCGGCGAGCCGCCGCGGGUGCGCACGCUCGACAAGAUCGACCGCGCGUGGAACAUGACGCAGCGCAAGACCGCCGUGCUCACCGGCGCCUUCUCGUGCUGCCGCCUCGGGCACAAGGUCACCUCCGCGGACGGCUCGGUCACGCCGAUCGCGUGCGACAAGCUCGAGCUGCGCCGGGUGCUGCACGGACUCUUCGAGCGGCAGCUGAAAUACGUCUGGUCGCAGCUGGACGCGGAGGGCCAUCGCGAGGCUCCCUUCGAGGAGCGCGUCGGCGCGUCCAUGAAGGGCAGCAUCCAGGCCUUCUGGAACAUCUGGACGUUCGUCACGCUCAAGCCGCUCGUGCUGGCCGAGACGACGGAGGAGCCCGACUUCGUGGCCGAGGGCUGGUCGGCGCCGGCCGCGGAGAUCACCCGCGACGACUACGAGGCCUUCUGCGGCCGCGGCGACGGGCGGCAGGGCGGGUACGACUCGCACCCCGAGCGCGACAUGAACAUGAUGGGGUGGAACUGCGCGAUGAUGGGGCACCUGCCGAUGCUGAAGUACUGCGUGGAGACCCUCGGAGUGAGCCCGACGUUCAAGAACGCCUUCGGCAUGUCGCAACUGAUGAUGUGCGGCCGCUUCGGCCACGCCCGGUGCAUGCGCUACCUGUGCGAGCACCUGGUCGCGCAUGGCCAGCGCGACGAGAUCGACUACGUCAGCGGCGGCCUCGGGCUCUCCGCGAUGGGCGACGCGGCCAAGGGCGGCCAUGCCGACUGCAUCCGAUGUCUCAUCGAAUUCGGCGCCUUCGUCAACCCAAAGCGAAAGAACGGAAAACUCCCGCUGCACGAGGCCGCCGCCAACGGCCAUACAGAGUGCGUGCGGCUGCUCGUCGAGGCGGGCGCCGACGUCGAGGCGAGGGACAAUGAGGGCAAGACGCCGGCCGAGCACGCCGCGGAGAGCAUGCCCGUGCGCCACGCGGUGCUCGAGGUGCUCGGGCAGUCGUGA
Pelagomonas calceolata is the source of this 2417-nucleotide messenger RNA. NCBI's taxonomy places the organism in Eukaryota, Pelagophyceae, Pelagomonadales, Pelagomonadaceae. The record is from the annotation of a GenBank genome assembly.